Molecule: messenger RNA, 2754 nt
Organism: Entamoeba invadens IP1
Lineage: Eukaryota; Evosea; Mastigamoebida; Endamoebidae
Exons: 1
Coding region: 1-2754 (917 amino acids)
Source: RefSeq, a predicted model, not a curated record
AUGAGUAAGUUAGAAAUAGUCUAUAUGAUGAAUGUUGCGCUUUAUAUCAACACUGUAGAGUCUCUUAAAACCUUUAUGGAAAUCAACAAGAAGUGUAGUUCUUGUCUUAGUGGUCUCUAUAUCAACCCAUUCAUAGAUGUCUCAGUCCAAUCUUUUUCAAUGUUCAAAGAGCAGCACAAGGCGCUAUACACUUCGAUAUUUCUAUUUCUAUUAAAGGCGUUCCCCAAAAUUGAAACGUUGCAGUGUGUUGAUUACAUGUUGGGAGAUGCCAAUAAGGUGAUAAAUAAAGUGAAGAAAAUCCGCCUUGUGAAGACUCCACACAACAGAAAUCGGUUAUCUGUUGUUGUUGCAUGCGCACACAACCACCCUAAAAUUGCGCCUCAAGCAAUUCUAAAAAUAGUGAAUUUGUGUGUUGUGACGAAGAAUGAGGCAGUUAUACCAAAUGAGAUGUAUACGAGUCUUGAGAGUGUGCAGAUCGAUGGGUGGAUCCGCAACAAAGAUCUGCUGAAUGCGAUAUUUGGACUUCCUAGUGUGAGAAAAGUGACAAUUUGGAAUUGCACACAUAUCAGUUAUUUGAACACAAUUUGGGAGUGCAUUUCUGAAGUCAAGUUGAAGCACCAACACAAAUUAGACAACGUCAACAUUUCUGUGUUUAUUGAGAAAAGCAUUUCAACAGAAAUAUACAGAGAAGAGUUUGAAAGUGCGUUUUUAGCACUCAAACAGUUGGGUGUGAGUGUGUACUACAACACAGAGAAUGUGAUAGACAACUGUCAUAUAUUAGACGAGUCGCGAUUUAUUGGUGAAGUUGUUGUCACAAAUAAGAAGGGAUUGGACUUCGGGUGUUUUAAAAAUGAUAGGGAAUAUGAUAUUGAUGUCUAUCACAACAGAGAGGGUUAUGAUAAAUGGAUGAUCAAAACAAGACGUCAUAAAAAUCAUGAACAAGAAGAUAGAGACGAUGGUGAUGAUAUUAACAAUGAUGGUAAUGAAAAUGAAAAUGCUAUUGAUUCAAAAAAUGAUGAAAUUGAUGAUAUAAAUGAUGAUGAAAAAGAAAAAGAAAAUGAUGAUAUCACUGACAAUGAAGAAGUUGAAGAUAAAAAAGAAAACAACGAAAAUGGAAUUGUAGUGCCAAAUCAAAAUGAAUGGUAUAGAGCUGAGUCAAGAUAUCCAAUAACAUGCCCACUUGUUUUACUUGACGAUGUUAUACCAACAUUCAAUCUACAAAGUCGCCUGGUCGUCAGGUUGACACUUUUUAACAUCACAAAGCAAACUAUUUGUAAUUUGUUUUGUACACAAGUCACAAUUGAAAAGUGCUCGGAUUUGACAGUCACACUGCGUGGAGUUGAUUCCACAUGUUGUAUCAACUGUUCUGCACUUUCUCUAGUAAUAGAAGACUUUGCAAACACAUUUUUAUUCAGAAAUGUUAAAAACUCGACUGUAGAGAGUCACUCCGCAUAUACAGUGUGGUCAAUGGUCCUCAACAAUUCUUCAAUUAUUUCAAUCAAAAACACGAAAAUAGGAAAUUUGAAAGCAACGCAAACAAACAAUGUGACAAUCGCACACUGCACUUUGGGUAACAUUUUCUUCGAUAAAUGUUCACAUGUUUCAUUGGACAACACAAACAAACCAAUUAAGACUGGCAAAGUUAAGACAAAGUGUUUCAGUGAUGUCACCGCCUCACACAUUCACGCACUACUCAAUGGACAUUUCAAAGUGUUAAAUUCACAAUUGUCACAAUUCACUAAUUUGCCAACAAACGAUCAAAUUGCCACACUUGUUGCUUUGACUGACAAAUGCAACUCCACCACAGAACAAGAAGUCUCUUUUGAUGUGUUUUGUGGAGUUGUGUUGUAUGACGGACACAUCGAAAUGUUGUCAUUUGUAAAUCAAAAGACAAUUCCGCCAUUCCUCACAAGUGAAAACGUCGACAUCUCAAUAAGCAUCACGAACAACUCAAUCAAAGAGGUCUUCAUCGAAAAGGCAAACCACGUGUUUGUUGAUUCACAAUUUGACAUCCAAAUAGGUUGCGGUGUUGUUUCUUCUGUUGUAUCCGACACGUUGAAUGUGGAAUACUGCGGUGUUUCUUUUGACAAAAACGUCGCAUCUGUUGUUAACAGUCAGACAGAAGAGUCAAGUCAACCAACAACGUCUUUGAUACAUGUUUGUGGUAAAGUCAGGUUUUGUGGAUAUCUUGUGAAAUUUAAUUUGGACAACUACUACUAUUUGCAAAGAACGACUCAAAAUGUUGAAAACGUUGUUGUCCAAAUGAAGAAACAAAAAGUUCUCGAUUUUGGACGACUUCCAUGGAAAAGAAUUCAAAUUGAGAACGAGAACAAAGGGACUUAUGUUGCUGACAAACUGAUUUUAAAUAAAAACACUGUGUUCCUCAAAUUAAUUGGAAUCAAAUUCAAAACAAUCGAAUCAAAUAAAACAACUCAAAUAGAACAAAAAGUCACACAAAAAGUUGUUGUACAAAACACGAUGUUUGUCAACACCAAAAAGACGAGUGUGAGUUGGAAGGAAUGUAAGACAAUAAAAUGUGGUGAGAAGGUCGAGAAAUUGGUUGUCAAGUCGUGUGAGUUGUUGGAGGAAAUUGUGAUUGGAGAGAACACACAAAGUGUGCAUUUACAGUCGUGUAAAAAGCUCAAAAGAAUUGUUGGUAAAAUGCGAGGAGUCCAAAUUAUCGCUAAAAACUGCCCAUUCUUGUUAUCAAAUACAAAACACAGCAAAAGAAAUAAAAUCACAUUUAUGCCAUAA